CUGUCCUCCGUAUGCUUCUCUUGUUGUUAAUUACAUGUUCCACUUUAUAUUUUACUCAAAAGAAGGAAACAAGAGAGGAUUUGUUGUGAAGUGAUUUUUGUGUGCAAUAUUUAUUUUAGGAGCAACCUUGUAGGGCUUAUGAUUUAUAUCUUUAUUUUUCCCACAGAGACUCUGUUAAUGAGACAAGAGUUUCAGAAAGCAAAUAUAACUAUGGAUCCAGACACAGCUCACCCUCUGCUCAUCCUGUCUGAGGAUGGUAAAAAGGUGGAACGGGGAGACAGACAGCAAGAACUGCCUGACAACAUUGAGAGAUUCAACAAACUGACUUCGGUGCUGGGGUGUGAGGGAUUCACAGCAGGGAGACAUUUCUGGGAAGUCAUUCUGGGAGGGGAGGGAAUGUGGGCUUUAGGGGUCUCCAGGAAGUCUGUGAGGAGAAAAGGCUUCUUUCCCUUCAGUCCCGAGAAAGGAUUCUGGGCUGUAGGAAAGAUUAAUCAUGGGUAUUGCGUCUUGAACCCUCCCGAUUACCUUCCUCUGAGUGGGGAGCCCGAGAGGAUCCGAGUGACUCUGGACUAUCAGGGGAAGCAAGUGUCAUUUUUCAAUGCUGAAACAGGAGCCCUGAUCUACACAUUCAUGGGAGCCUCGUUCUCUGAUGAGACCCUCCUUCCUGUGUUUUGGGUGAAAGAGAAAGCCCACCUCAGAAUUGUGUGAUAGCCAACCUCAUAUAACCAGCAGCAUGCUUAAGUCUAAUUAAUGUACUAAAGGGUUAAUGCAAUAGAGAGUAAGCUGUCCUGCCAGGCUUAGCUAGGACACUCCUUUGGAAGAAGAUAAUUAAAGCCUUUAUUCAACAUCAGUCUACCUGAGAAGCUCAAUGUGUAAGGUCAGAGCUGGUUGCUGCAGCUCAGGCCGCAUGGCUGUUAGAAGCCACUCUUGAGUUACUAUACCAAUAAUUUAGGAGCUUUCACCAUUGUAACGAAGCCAGGUUUUACCGCCUGUGUUUUCUGACUGAUGUAUGGAAAAACACAUGAACCUGACCUCUGAAGAGUUUGUAAGUAAACCAGUUUUUAACUUACCAGACGUGUGGUCCUUUUCUAUGCUAGGGGAAGCGGGGAACUUUAGAAGGAACUUAGAAUGUCAUAUUGUAAAGGUCUAACAACCUAUAUUUCCAUGCUUUGCUUUGCAGCAUAUUUUGCAGUUUUAAAUCUCUGCUGGAGUCAUCUCCCCAAAGAG
Messenger RNA from Lacerta agilis (Sand lizard), 1227 nucleotides. Its product is annotated as butyrophilin subfamily 1 member A1-like. The record is from RefSeq and is a predicted model, not a curated record. Gene Ontology annotation, molecular function: protein binding. The transcript has 2 exons. The coding region runs from base 139 to 708 and encodes 189 amino acids. Lineage: Eukaryota; Metazoa; Chordata; Lepidosauria; Squamata; Lacertidae.